AUGUAUUCAAUAGAAGUCACUGUGGUGUGGCUCAUUCCUACUUCCAUCUAUUACCUGGCGCGCCGUCACUGCAAAGGCGAACAUGAGGAUCAUAAGAAGUUACCACAUGGAAAGGUGAUUGCGGGGCGGUGGAAAAUCCUUGAAAAGCUCGGUGAAGGCGGUAUGGGAGCCGUAUACAGAGUGGAAGACAAAAACCGCAAAAAUUUUCAAGCCGCUCUCAAGGUAGAAGAUGACCUCUAUGAAGGCGGUGUUUUGAAAUUAGAAGUGUAUGUGCUUCAGCAACUACAAAAAAUGAAGGACACCGUCAAGUUGUAUGACUCGGGUAAACGGCAAAAAUAC
This is a messenger RNA of Ostertagia ostertagi, 339 nucleotides long. Lineage: Eukaryota; Metazoa; Nematoda; Chromadorea; Rhabditida; Trichostrongylidae. The record is from the annotation of a GenBank genome assembly.